AAGCUCAGUAUAGUUUGAAUAACUCGAACCAAUCGGAUUGUUCUUUCGUAACAUAGUGAAAAGUAAGAAGGUAUAAAGGGAAGGAUCAAGGUGGAAGAAAAAAUAGUAAAAGCGAUAAAAAUGCUCAUAGAUUAUAAUUAUUAUAAGAUGGGAAAAGGUCUAUCGAUGAAAUUGUUAAUUCGAUGAUCAUCAUGGCAGCCCUUGUACGUCUUAAAAGAGGUAGCGUUCAAUUGAGACACGCGGCACUCGAGAUGAAAGCUGCUGUCAGAGCACGUCAUAUCGUUGCUGCAUUAGUGGCAAUGGGAUUUGCAUUGUGCGGUGCAGUCGAAGUAAGCUCGUCCGUUGCAUUAUUGGCCAAACAAGAGGACAAUCAUGCUAUCAUCGACACGUCCUGGCACUGUGACAUGCUCGUCAAUAUCAGCAGCCGAAAUCGUACGGAGGACUUUGAAGUUAUCCUAUUGGAGCUACCACCGGAAGAAAGAACGGAAUCGAUAAUGCGAGAAGCAUUUUUAUGGGGUCAAGUGGCCGGACCAAUAUUAGGAGGUUGUUUGGUUUGGGGUAGAUCAGGUCCAUCGAUGGUAUUUUCUCGAGCGGUAUUAAGUGCCUGUUUGGCAUCGUUAUUGGUACCAGCAGCUUGGAGAGGACCAUCCCACGUUGCACUUCGUCUCUUUCAAGGACUUUGUACCGGCGCAACCAUGCCAGCUGCUCACAUGCUAGCUAUGACCUGGUUUAAGAGCAAUCAUAGGAGUUCGUAUUUCAGUUGUUACGCCGCUGUCAGCGUUGGAUACUGUUUAACCGGUUGGAUAGGUACAGCUGUGGUUAGAACAUUCGGACGUGAUUCACUCUGUUACGGUUUGGUAUUCUUAGCACUUUGUUGGUAUUUUGCCUUUGGUAGAUUCGUCAAGGAUACACCGAAAUCUUAUCAGCACGAUACUAAUGCCGCUGUCAUUCCUUGGGGAAAAUUAUUAAGAUCCGUACCGGUUUGGGCAUCAGCAGUGGCGACUAUGGGAAAUCAAUGGGGCGACGCUACACUCGCCCUUGGAAUGACGAAAUAUUUAAAACUCAUAUAUGGAUUUUCUACGGCUAACGACUCGGUAUUGACUACUUUACCUCACAUUGGACACUUCAUGGCUGCUUUAACUUGUGGUCUAUUGGUUGAUCACGUUCGCGAGUCUAGAAUCGUAUCAACGACCACAGCAAGAAAAUUGGUCGUUUAUACCGCUCAUUUCAUACCGGCCGCAUUACUCUUCGUCGCAGGAUACGCGGGUUGUCAGGCGUUAGGUGCAGCCUGGUUAGGUAUUGCGGCACUUUUGGUGUCCGGUACAGCACCGGCCGGUGCACUUGCUGCCAUAGCUGAUCUUGCACCAGCCGAAUCACCGGCCUGUGCUGCAGCAGCCUGUGCCCUUUGUUCCACUUUAGGUGCAGCGGGCUUAUUGGCUGCUAAUUAUUUCGUCACCCAAGCUCUUCAUGGUUCGAUAGCCGGAUCCUGGCGAUUGGUCUUUGGCGUAGCAUCGGUCGUUUUGUUAUCAACCGCAGCUGUAUUUUUAGCAUUGGGCAAAGGUGUACCACAACCAUGGAUACCAUCGGUGGCACGUCCACGUAGUCACGAUGUUAUUUAUGAACAGGAUCCACUUGAGCUCGAUUACGAGGACGUCGCUGUACAAACCGAACCCUUCAGUCAUUAUUCUUAUGACGAUGACGUCGAAAGUCUUAAAAAUUUACCACGCAGUUCCUCGAUUCAUUCGAAAAUCUCAGCGAUUUCUAUUAAUCAAGUAUCGUGAAGAGGAAUCUCUCACGAGAUUAUAUCUCCUGAUUUUUCACAUAACUCUCAUAUAUAUAUAUAUAGGUACCAUGUACUGAUAAUUGUACAUACAUACAUACAUGCAUACGUUGAUGCAAUUAACCAAUUAUCACCUAAUGAAAUCUUAUUAACACACUCACAAUCUUAAUUAUUCGACAUUUCUUAUUAUUUCUGUAUAUAUCUAAUUGUUUAUUAAAAUGAACGAAAAUUUUUUUUUU
Molecule: messenger RNA, 2019 nt
Organism: Vespa mandarinia (Asian giant hornet)
Lineage: Eukaryota; Metazoa; Arthropoda; Insecta; Hymenoptera; Vespidae
Product: sialin
Biological process (GO): transmembrane transport; monoatomic anion transport
Cellular component (GO): membrane
Molecular function (GO): transmembrane transporter activity
Source: RefSeq, a predicted model, not a curated record